This is a messenger RNA of Syzygium oleosum, 999 nucleotides long. Its product is annotated as probable transcription factor KAN4. The transcript is spliced from 5 exons. Gene Ontology annotation, molecular function: DNA binding; DNA-binding transcription factor activity. Lineage: Eukaryota; Viridiplantae; Streptophyta; Magnoliopsida; Myrtales; Myrtaceae. The record is from RefSeq and is a predicted model, not a curated record. The coding region runs from base 110 to 760 and encodes 216 amino acids.
GGCCCAUUAUUUCGCACUUAAGGUGUUAAGAGAGAAUUCUUAUAUUCGGGGUCCAAAAAGUCUUACCCGCAUUUAUAUGCCAUGUCGACCAGACUAAAGUCAUUCCAAAAUGAGCAUUUUGCUGAUCAUGACGAACCCAGGUGCUGAAAUGAGAAGGUCUCGGAAAAGCGAGGUCCGGCGGUACAACAAGUCCGCAGUUCCCCGGCUCCGGUGGACACCGGAGCUCCACGAUCAUUUUGUCGAGGCCGUGGAGCGGCUCGGAGGAAAAUACAACGCGACACCGAAGCGAAUUCUGCAGAUGAUGAGCGUAGAAGGACUGAAGAUUUCUCAUGUCAAGAGUCACCUUCAGAUGUACAGAAGUUCCAGGGAUGGUAGCAAAGUGGCUGGUGCAGUCCUUUGGCCAUGGGAAGGCUCUCAUGUUCAUAGAGCAAAUGAUCAAGAAAAUGAUGAGCCUCAAAUCAUUUGCACCAACAGGGUGGUGGAUGCAGAAUGCUAUGAAUGGCCUUUGCAGACAGAGAAAGUGGAUGAUAAUGAAUACGAGGAGGCACAGACGUCAAGGGAGGAAGAUGAUGGUGAGGUAAGCGAGAAUUGCGAUCUCGCGCUUUCGUUCAAUUCCUCGGUGACGAUGCAAUGUGUAGCGGCAGAAGAUAAAGAGCCGUCAUGGCCAUUGAUGGUUGACAAUCACAUCUUCCAGUUUGGUUCCGACGGCGGCGAUCAUCCUCCCGAAACCAGUCACUUGAACUUGGACUUAAGCAUCUGAACAAUUAAGGUUUCACCCCCCCUUACCAGCCUCAGCUAGUGUUAGAAGGAUAUAGGCAUUAUAUUGAGACCUUAGCUCUCGUGUUAAUAAUCCUUUAGAGACAUUGGCCUUCAUAUUGAGAGUGGUGGAUUUAUUAAUUAGCCAAUGUUCCAUCCGUUCCAGUAUUUUGUUCUGUAUGUAUGUGGACGCCCAGAGUUACCUAUGUUUAUUGAUGGACAGAAGAAGUUUUAUUUGCUCCA